AUGGUGGUGGUUCGAGUCCAGCAUGGACAGACAGACGCAGACGCAGGACCUGGGUAUUGUGACUCUUCGGCACCAGUUAAGGUGGUGCCAUGGAAUGGGGAAGGGUGGGGAGUUGUGGUGGAGGAAGGGCAGAUAACUCCUCGACCAUCAUCGAUAAGGAUGCCCUUCGGGCAUAACUACGUUACGAUGGCGAAGAGGACUAUGGAAGGUAUCAAGAAACUAGCCACGGCCACGAACAUAAACUAUUCUUUGUUGAUUCAACCUGCUGAUGCAAAUAGCCUGGACAGCCCUUCUGCAUAA
This is a messenger RNA of Nannizzia gypsea CBS 118893, 300 nucleotides long. RefSeq lists its product as hypothetical. Lineage: Eukaryota; Fungi; Ascomycota; Eurotiomycetes; Onygenales; Arthrodermataceae. The record is from RefSeq and is a predicted model, not a curated record. The transcript is spliced from 4 exons. Bases 1 to 300 code for a protein of 99 amino acids.